CAAGACCGGAAGUGCUCUGUCCCCGCCAGUUUGGGCUUGACGGCCGUCGGAACAAUUGCACGUCCCGGUGGCGGUGAACGCACGCACGCACGCACACAUCCGGCAGCGGCACGCGCUCAUCCCGGCCAUCUGCAGGCGGACGACGACGCAGGACGGAGGGAGACAACUCAGCUAAGGCCGCGCCACACUUCCUUCACCUGUGUCCCGACGAAGGUUCUUGCCUCGCCUGACGAGCGGCUUUUCUCUCGCUGUCCCCCGUUCGGCAGAUGGCGUCAGCCAAAGAUCCGGCGCCAACCCGAGAGGAGAGGGACGCGGCCGACCAGAACUUCGACUACAUGUUCAAGCUGCUGAUCAUCGGCAACAGCAGCGUGGGGAAGACGUCCUUCCUGUUCCGCUACACGGACGACACGUUCACCUCUGCCUUCGUCAGCACGGUGGGCAUCGACUUUAAAGUCAAGACCAUCUACAGGAACGACAAGCGGAUCAAGCUGCAGAUCUGGGACACAGCGGGUCAGGAGCGCUACCGCACUAUUACCACAGCUUACUACAGAGGAGCGAUGGGCUUCCUCCUCAUAUACGACAUCACGAGCCAGGAGUCCUUCGCGGCGGUGCAGGACUGGGGAACGCAAAUCAAGACCUACUCGUGGGACAACGCCCAGGUGGUGCUGGUUGGAAAUAAGUUGGACCUGGAGGAAGACAGGCAGGUCACCACUGAGGAUGGUCAGAGACUUGCUACAGAGCUAGGCUUCCGGUUCUUCGAGGCCAGCGCCAAAGAGUGCGUCAACGUGGAGCAGGUGUUCGACGAGCUGGUGGACGUCAUUUGCGACAAGCUGAACGAGAGCGUCGACGCCGACGCCUCCCCGUCGGCCGAUCGCAAGGCAAACGGACUGAAGGGCCCGCCCGGCGCCGUCCAGGCGGGCUGCGCGUGCUGAU
Messenger RNA from Syngnathoides biaculeatus (alligator pipefish), 933 nucleotides. RefSeq names its product RAB3D, member RAS oncogene family, a (gene rab3da). The record is from RefSeq and is a predicted model, not a curated record. Gene Ontology annotation, cellular component: endosome; plasma membrane; synaptic vesicle. Lineage: Eukaryota; Metazoa; Chordata; Actinopteri; Syngnathiformes; Syngnathidae. Gene Ontology annotation, biological process: protein localization to plasma membrane; protein secretion; regulation of exocytosis. Gene Ontology annotation, molecular function: GTP binding; GTPase activity. The coding region runs from base 267 to 932 and encodes 221 amino acids. The transcript has 5 exons.